AUGGAGGAGGUUGAGGGUGAGAUUCAGCCUGAAGUUGGAACACAAAGGGAGGAGGUUCAGGGUGAUUUUGAUGCUGCACAAGUUGGUAGAGAAAUGGAGGAGGCUGAGGGUGAGGUACAGGCUGAUGGUCAUGGUGAACAAGUUCAGGGUGAGGGUGACAUUGAGGCUGAAGUUGGUAAACAGUCAGUAGAGGAGGACAAAGUACAUCAUGUAGAUGAGGCUGAAGUACAUGAUGUACAUGAUUUUGAGCUACAGAAUGUACAUGAAGAUGACGAUGAGGAUGAGGGUGGACAUGAUGGUGAUGAUGAGGGUGGACAAGAUGCUGGUGAUGAAUAUGAAGAUGAAGAUGAAAAUGUAGAUGACUCUAUUAGUGAAGAAAGUGAAAGUCUAGUUGAUGUCAGGGUUGAAUGUGACAUGGGGACUUCUAAAGGACAACCUUGCAAUCCAGAAGGUGAAUGUUCAAUGACAAGUGAUAAUGAUGAAGUACAUGAUGUUCGUGGCUUGUCUGACAUUGAGUGGGUGUCAGAUAAGUUGGAUAGUGGUCCAGACAGUGAGGAUGAUGAUGCUACCAUUCCCAAAACUUUUUUCCCCCACAUUUACUCUGCCUAA
Messenger RNA from Vigna radiata var. radiata (mung bean), 609 nucleotides. Its product is annotated as protein Ycf2-like. The transcript has a single exon. The record is from RefSeq and is a predicted model, not a curated record. NCBI's taxonomy places the organism in Eukaryota, Viridiplantae, Streptophyta, Magnoliopsida, Fabales, Fabaceae. The coding region runs from base 1 to 609 and encodes 202 amino acids.